AUGGCAGCGAACUAUUGGACUUCUACGCAAAAGCAGAAUUGGCUGUUCGAGACUUACGAAAUCGCUGACUUACGAGAAGAGAUUGGCAGACAACACAUGAAAGCGAUAGAGCAGUAUCCACUUCCAGAUAGACGUCUUAUGUUUGUGUUCAUGAAGGACAGACUUAUGCAACUUGGCAAACGUUUGCAAUUCCGCCAGCAAUGUGUGGCAACAGCUCUGGUCUACUUGCAUCGAUACUUCCUCUUUAAUGCCAUGCAAAACGUCAGUAUCUAUCUCUUGACGGCGACCGCGUUCUAUCUAGCUUCAAAAACCGAAGAGUGCCCUCAUCACAUCCGACUUGUGGUAUCUGAAGCACGGCAAUUGUGGCCGGAGUACAUUCCCAAUGAUCCAUCACGACUAGGCGAGAUGGAAUUCUGUUUGAUCUCCGAAAUGCAUUCGCAACUAAUUGUAUGGCAUCCAUAUCGCUCCCUUACAACUCUGAAGGAGAACCAAAAAUUGGCCUUGACGAACGAGGAACUCAGUCUCGCUUGGUCGAUCAUCAACGACAGCUUCAUGACGGAUCUGCCACUCAUACAUCCACCAUACCUGAUCGCGAUUACGGCCAUGUUCUUGGCUGUCAUCUUUGUCCCUAGUAAAUCGUCCUUGGAUCUCAAAUCUCCAGUAAUAGACUACCAAUCAAUGCUAGAUGCCACCCGAAUGAGCUCACUUGGUGGUAGAGUCGGCGUUUCUAAUUCAAUCGCGAGCGCACUCAAUGGUUCAACUAUGUUACAUCCUUCGCAUGAUGUGUCAAAACAGCUUUCUCAGCAACAAAAUAAUGCCUCAAUCAAGGCAAGAACACUUGUAGCAGCGGCGAACUCGGAGAAGAUGCAGCACAUCAUCGAAUUCCUCGUUGAAUCAGAUAUUGACGUUAAGGCCAUGAUUGAUGCGACGCAAGACAUCAUAAGUCUAUACGAGAUGUGGGAGCAAUACAACGAGAAGACGGUCAAAGAGGCGGUCGGAAGAUGUAUACGCGGUCAGCAUCUUGAUACUUGA
Messenger RNA from Lithohypha guttulata, 1032 nucleotides. It is a transcript of the gene SSN8, whose product is annotated as RNA polymerase II holoenzyme cyclin-like subunit. Gene Ontology annotation, biological process: positive regulation of transcription by RNA polymerase II. Gene Ontology annotation, molecular function: cyclin-dependent protein serine/threonine kinase regulator activity. The record is from RefSeq and is a predicted model, not a curated record. The transcript has a single exon. The coding region runs from base 1 to 1032 and encodes 343 amino acids. Gene Ontology annotation, cellular component: mediator complex; nucleus. Lineage: Eukaryota; Fungi; Ascomycota; Eurotiomycetes; Chaetothyriales; Trichomeriaceae.